This is a messenger RNA of Dromiciops gliroides (monito del monte), 1497 nucleotides long. RefSeq names its product adenine phosphoribosyltransferase (gene APRT). Lineage: Eukaryota; Metazoa; Chordata; Mammalia; Microbiotheria; Microbiotheriidae. Bases 44 to 583 code for a protein of 179 amino acids. Gene Ontology annotation, biological process: AMP salvage; adenine salvage. The transcript has 5 exons. Gene Ontology annotation, molecular function: adenine binding; adenine phosphoribosyltransferase activity; AMP binding. The record is from RefSeq and is a predicted model, not a curated record. Gene Ontology annotation, cellular component: cytoplasm.
CCUUCCCGAGCCUGCGCAGUCAGCGCCACUUCGCAGAGCAGGCAUGGAGUCUCAGCUGCAGCUCGUGGCCGGGCGGGUCCGGAGCUUCCCUGACUUCCCGAAACCCGGCAUUCUAUUCCGGGACAUCACGCCUUUGCUGAAGGACCCAGAUGCUUUCAAGGCCAGCAUUGAGCUUCUGGCCCAUCACCUGAAAGAAAAUCACAAGACAAAGAUCGAUUAUAUUGCAGGUUUGGAUGCUCGGGGCUUCCUGUUUGGUCCCUCCCUGGCCCAGAAACUUGGCAUCGGGUUUGUGCUCAUUCGGAAGCAAGGGAAGCUCCCAGGGCCCACGGUGUCCACCACUUACUCUCUGGAAUAUGGUCAGGCAGAAUUGGAGAUCCAGAAAGACGCCGUUGAGCCAGGCCAGAAGGUGGUGAUUGUGGAUGAUCUGCUGGCCACCGGAGGUACCAUGGAAGCCGCCUGCAAACUUCUGCAGAGCCUCAAGGCUGAGGUGCUGGAGUGCCUGACCCUGGUGGAGCUGACCUCCCUGAAGGGGAGGGAGAAGGUGGCCCCCGUGCCCUUCUUCUCCUUGCUGCAGUACAACUGAGGCCAGGCCGCAGUCAGCGUAUUCCCUGCCUGGACGGGCUCUCAGUCUCACUCCAAGUGCCUCCAACUGUCCAGCUAUGCAAGUGGAGAUGUAAGCCAGCCCUCCUUGGGGAGAGGCACUUCCUCCUCACACCACCAGAGGGCUCCAAAGGCCCGCGGUGGCUCCCAUCCCUCUUCCGCCUGAAGGCAGCAUGGGGUGCCAUUUUGGCCCCUGUAGCCAAGGACCUUCCUGCCAUUGUCUGUCACUCCUGCCUGGAGGGUGGAGACCAGCUUCCAGAGAAGGGCUCUCUGCUUGGGCCGCCUUCCUCCUGCUCUGAGGACACUCAAGACUCUUAAUUUGGUACCAAUGAAAAGCAGGUUUUAUGGUUUAGAAUUUGGAAUACAAUCAGUUAGUUUCCUAGCUCUAUGACCUUCACCUCCCUUUGCCCCAGGCUGAGCUACAUCUCUAGAGGGGGCUGCCCCAAACCCCCAGAGCUGUAACCCAAAUGGAAUAUGGUGGGAGGGGCCAUGGGAGAUCAUCUCCCUCCCAUACAAAGCCAUAGCCUCUGCUCCCCUUGUCUACAACCCUGGCAGAUGGAAUUCUUCCCAACUUGUGCCACAUCAGAUCCCUGGGGCCUGUGCCAAUAAGUGAGACCACUCAAGGCUCAACUCCUGAACUUUUUACACAUUUUCGUUUUUCAUGCAACGCACAAUCUCAUGUGUCACAAAACUCGGUCUUGAUCCCUUUAGAUGACAGAUUUAGGCCCUGAUGGGGCCGUUGUACAAGGGGGAAGAACCAGCUGGCCAGAUGUGGCAAAAUGGGAACGCUACACCUGGAAUUGAGUUGAGGACGUCUGUGGAACAGUAGCCUUGUCUGUCCUAGGGAAUCCUGCCCGAUGCCAUCUGUAUCUGAUAAUUAAAUCAUUUAUUCACAAA